This is a messenger RNA of Mizuhopecten yessoensis (Yesso scallop), 3338 nucleotides long. RefSeq names its product beta-1,3-galactosyltransferase brn-like. The coding region runs from base 547 to 1611 and encodes 354 amino acids. Gene Ontology annotation, cellular component: membrane. The transcript has a single exon. The record is from RefSeq and is a predicted model, not a curated record. Gene Ontology annotation, molecular function: hexosyltransferase activity; UDP-glycosyltransferase activity. Lineage: Eukaryota; Metazoa; Mollusca; Bivalvia; Pectinida; Pectinidae.
UUGGUUCCAUCCUACGCACCAAUAAACAAUACUGUUAGUUCUAUCACAUGGGCACGCUCGUGCAGUUUCGUUUCCUGUCUCGUGGAACUGUUCCGUGCCUGGAAAAGUUAACAUUCUCAAGGGCCAUCAUGUUGGGAUAUCACGAUUGCUGAUGCCAUUUUUCCAAGGUUCGGGCUGUGUCUGUAGAUUGAUGCGUAAUGUUCGACAUGUCGGAUUGUGUGGUUGUUCGUAUGUUUCACUGGGGUUACAGCGAAGGGAAAGCAUGUUAGACACUUCACAGGGACCAUUCAGUAUUCAAAUCAUAACCUGCUGCAACUUACACAGGAGAUAUGGACCCUGCAACAAAUAGGUACAUUUUCAUUUUUAAAAUGCCAAGCGAUCAGCCAUCAAUGUGUCGACUUCCACUAAGAUGACCAGUCGAACCGAUGUUUUAUGAAUUAAACAUUCACAAGUAAUCCGGCAACGAAAACAAACACACGAUCUACACUCUCUCGUUGAACACACGUUUACAACUUGAUCAAACAGUAAGCAGCAGACUGGGACACUAUGACGUUCAUAAAUAUCAAUCGGAAAAACGUCAUAAUGACGUUGACACUUAUUUGUAUGUACUUUUUCAUCAGGUUAUUUCCUGCUGACCAGUCACUGGACCCUCCUUAUGUUAAUUUUACCACCAACUUCACGUAUCCUCUGGACAUCGAUAUGGUCGAGCUUGUGUCGGACUACCGGAAGGGGUACAUAAACAACGCUGACGUCAUCAACCCUUUUCCAUAUGCGUUUAUAAAGAACCCUUCCCAUAAAUGUAACCUGAGUGAAGCAGAGGUCAAAGUUCAGAAUAAGGUCUUUGUUUUGUUUUUGGUGAAAUCGGCUUACGAAAACAGACGGCUAAGAGACGCCAUUCGACAGACAUGGGGAAACGAGAGGUAUCUUACACAUUUUAACAUUAAAACUGUGUUCACUGUAGGGCUUCCGAAGGCGAAAAGUAGGUUCGACUUGAUAAAAAAUGAGAGUGACCGAAUGAAAGAUAUUAUCCAAGUCGACUAUAUUGAUACUUACUUUAACAACACUUUAAAAAUGACGGCAGAGAUCAACUGGGCUGUCAAAUUUUGUCAAAAUGCCAAAUACGUUGUGUUGAUAGAUGAUGACUACUUCGUAUCGCCGGAAUCUCUCGUUGGCUUAUUGGAAUAUUCAGCCGAAGUAAGGAAUACAAAACGUCUGUACAUGGGACACAAGCAUUCUAACUCUAAACCGAGACGGGAAAAAGAAAGCAAGUGGCACGUGUCGUAUUCUGAGUACCCCUUUGAUAUGUAUCCAGAUUUCAUUAACGCCGGAACGAUCAUAAUGUCGAUGGAAUUUGUUAUUGAGGCCCAAAUCGCCAUGAUGUACACAAAACUGUUUCGGCUAGACGAUAUCUACCUUGCUAUUGUGGCACGGAAGCUGCGUGUGUCUCCAUUAGGAACGAAACGUGUGUUUGGUACCAAUGUUAUGCCAUGGGAUAGAUUUAAUUUCGAGUUGCUCGCCACGGCUCAUCAUUACAAACCGGCAGACUUGCAGUGGCUAUGGAGACGACGUGGGCGUAGGACACAUCGUGACAUGCUACCAUUAUCAAUCUAGAACUCUGCAUCCAGGACAAAAACAUUUCUGAGAACGAUGGUAUUCAUGGUUGUGCCUGACGGUAUAUUUGCUACAUUUUGGUUGAAGAAAUGAACAAUGAUAUGAAUAUCUUAAUUUUCGCAAGAGAGUAAUUCACGAUCGAUGCCUUGGUUUAAAUAAGAGUACCUGUUUAUAGCAUUUGAAAUGUUAGUGAUUUGUGGAUAUCGGAUUUAAUGCCAGGGGUGCAGAGCGCGAAAGUGAGUGUAAUCCCUUUCCUAUCGAGGUUGUGGAGUAGCAAGCUAAUCAUCGUUAAUACACAAAUUGUAGCAGAGUCAUAUUUUAUUGUAUUUCAUAUUAAUUAAAUACUCUGUGUUAUAUUCUAUGUUGUGCCCAGCAUGUUAUUUGUAUGUGUUGAUAUUAUGACGUACAUGUCCUGUGGUGUGAUCCUUACCUGUGAUGUCUACCUGUCUUUACCUGUAUAAUAUCCCAUGGAGUGGUUAUGUAAGGUCCAGUGUGUUAUUGUUUAUAAUCUAUUUUCAUUGGUCAGAUAUUUUGUAUAGAUUUCUGUUUUUAUUGGUCAGUCAUAUAUUGGUCACUUUUGGCGGGAUUUCAUUGUGUCAGUUUUGUGAAAGAUUUUGUAAGAGAGCAGACAUGUUGAUUUGGACACCGACAAAUACAUCUUUUGACAGUAAGUUUUCUCUAUUAUCUAAUAUUAAUCAUUUCUUCACAUUUAAAGUAAAUUGGGCUAGGGUUCUAGUUAAUUUAAAUAUUUUGGUAGUUUCUAAAUAAUUGUUAAAUGGAAAUUAUUUAUAAUUAUGUGAGGUUUAAAGAAUUGACCAACUAAUAUGUAUUUCUUAUAUUUAGUGUAUUUCAUGUUUGAAUCCUCAUGACUAUUAUUACACUAGAAAGAACAACGAUGUUUAUUAGAGUAUUUAUGUUGAAUGGUUCGCACCCAUCAGUCAAGCAGCAAGCUAUGUAAUAGUACGAUAGUCAAUAAAAACCAGAAAGACAUAAUGAUUGAAAAUGGCCGUUUUUAUUAAAACGACAUAACAUAAAAAAUACAUGUACGACAUAACAUAAAAUACAUGUUACAAUACAUGUAUUGAACACCCUCCUGAGAAGGUGUUCCAUAGACUGCAUUUCAUAAUCAAAUGCAAUGCCAUUCUCCUAAUGACUAUAGUAGGUGAGUAUAUAUAUCUAUAUAUUGACUUUUACCAUUUUUAAGAAAAUGGUUUUAUUUUAUUUAUAGAUCGAAUUAUUCAGUACUAAGUGAUUAGCGGUUUGAUGACAUCGGUUUCCUAAUUCCUGGCUCGGUGCGUGAUAUGUACAUUUUGAAUAAUUUAUAUUUCCAUGAAAGCUAUAUUCUUACUUUAGUUGUUAAAGUUAGGUUUAUCAUUUUCUUUCUUAUUUCUUUUGAAUUAAUUGGUCAGUAGAUUACUAUGUAACUAUUUGUAAUGAUAUAUAAUUGAGAAACAAUGAUUGUAAAAUAUUGUAAAAUAAUUGCCAUGUAUGCUGUGUGAUUGUAACGGUAUAAAAUCGUAGGCAGUACAGUAAUUAGUUUGUAAGAGUUAUGUCCCUUUAGUAUAUGUAUUGUACUUGUGAUUCGUUGUGCUAAAUCAGGGAUGUGUAUAUGUAGUGGACUACAUAUCCCUGGCUAAAUGUAGUCUUUUGUGUUUGUUUACAGAGUGUAUGUAUCUACCUAUACACUAGGAUGUUGAACCAUGUUAUAUCUGUGCUGUGGAAAUGGA